AGGUGCUGCAGCACACAUAUCACAUCCCGAUGGCCAAAAGAAGACCCCAUCUGGUCAUGCCCUUAUCCUCUGCAGCCAGCGCCGCGCUUCCUCUGACGUUGUUCCUCCUUCUUGCCGGGCCAGCCCUCUCGUACCUGUCACAUGUGCCCCCGAUUGUAAGCAAAUCACGCGUUUUUGCGGCUAAACAAAAUCAUCAUAGCCAGCUCGUACGGCAACGUACCCCAACGGCUCUGACGUUCAGCACGGCAACCUCAUCGGACGAGAGGGGCCACAUCACUCGUACUGAACUCGUGGGAGCGGCCAAGUUUGUACGACAGAACCCUAAAUCAGACCGUUUCAAAGUCUUGAGCUUUCAUCACGUGGAAAUCUACUGUGGGGACGCCACUAACACCUAUCGUCGUUUCCAGUUGGGCCUGGGUAUGAACCUGGUGGCCAAGUCGGACUUGUCUACUGGUAAUCCGCUUUUCGCAAGUUAUUGCCUGCGGUCCCAGAGGCUGCAGAUGGUCUUUAGUGCACCGUACUCCAUGAAUAAGGUGGCAGCAGAAGAAGGGUCGUCGAUGGGGAAGGGAGAGAUUGUAGAGAGAAGAAGCAGCCCGAACCCAGGUUUUGAGGCCUCGCACGCCACGCAGUUCUUCAACAGGCACGGAGUGGCUGUGCGGGCCUUGGGGCUGGAAGUGGAGGACGCGAGACAAGCGUACCAGGAAUGUGUUGCUAACGGCGGACAAGGAGUGCUAGAGCCUGUCCGACUGGAUCCCUCCCCGGGCUUGGGGCGGGACGGGUACUUGGUGAUGUCGGAGGUGCAGGCCUACGGAGACGUUGUCCUGCGCUUUGUCUCGAGACAUGGGGGCUACGCGGGCAGCUUCCUUCCGAGCUAUCAGGAGGAGACAAGUGCGGCUUACACAACGGGUGCCAAGGUGGAAAGGUCUCUUGACUAUGGUCUCGAACGCAUCGACCACGCGGUAGGAAACGUCUGGGAGCUGAACGAGGCUGUGUCGUACUUGGAAAAAAUGACGGGCUUCCACCCUUUUGCGGAAUUCGUCGCGAAAGACGUGGGCACUGUCGAUUCUGGAUUGAACUCCGUCGUCCUUGCCAACAACGCGGAAGAUGUCCUGAUCCCCUUGAAUGAGCCCACGUACGGGACCAAGCGGAAGUCUCAGAUUCAAACCUACUUAGAGUGCAACAACGGCCCCGGAUUGCAGCACUUGGCCUUAGCCACGCGCGACAUAUUCACAACAAUGCGAAAGAUGCGGGCAGUCUCAGAAAUGGGCGGCUUCACAUUCAUGGCCCCGCCGCCUCCAUCGUACUACCGGGCCUUGCCGGAAAGACUGGGCGGGAGCUUGACGGCCUCGCAGCUGGCACAGAUAGAGGAGUUGGGGCUGCUGGCCGAUAAAGACGACCAGGGCGUGUUAUUACAGGUAGGGUAGAUUUUCACCGUGCCCGUAGGGGAUCGACCAACGCUUUUUCUGGAGAUCAUUCAACGCAUCGGUUGUGAGUCUCCAGAUCCCAAUCAUUCGGAACAAACGAAACAGAGGGGAGGUUGCGGUGGGUUUGGGAAGGGAAAUUUCGCCGCCCUUUUCAAAUCCAUAGAGGAGUAUGAAAAAACGCUGGAUGUUUAGGAAUCGGAUAGGGAUGGAACAGAUAUGGUAG
Messenger RNA from Nannochloropsis gaditana CCMP526, 1647 nucleotides. It is a transcript of the gene HPD, whose product is annotated as 4-hydroxyphenylpyruvate dioxygenase. The transcript has 2 exons. The record is from RefSeq and is a predicted model, not a curated record. Gene Ontology annotation, molecular function: 4-hydroxyphenylpyruvate dioxygenase activity. Bases 30 to 1424 code for a protein of 464 amino acids. Gene Ontology annotation, biological process: L-tyrosine catabolic process.